GUUUUGUGCCCUUUAAAAGUAUUUGUUCAAAAUGAUAUUACAUUACCUAUACUACUUUUAUAUAUGAGAUUUAAAUCUCAAUUGUUUUAGGUGGCAUAGGAUGACACAAUUCAAAUAUGUUAACGGAUGAACAGAAAAAAUAUGCGACCCAGGCUUUCUUGUCCCUGGAUGACCGACAUACAGGUUCGAUCCCAAAUACAAAAGAGACAGUGAUCGACGCGGUACGGCUGUCGGGGCUGAACCCUACUGAGAUCGAAAUAGAUCAGCUCAUAAAGGGCACAGGUACAGAUUUUGGUGACAAACUCACAAAGGAUGACUUUCUCUCUAUGAUGACCAAAGUGGAUUGGAAACAGGCUGAUGACGUCAGAGAUAUGUUAAAGGAAGACUUCAGACUCUUUGUUGACAACCGAGCUGUUAUAAAUGAGGAUGAAUUCAUUUUUAUUCUGACAAGAGAAGGAAGGGAGCGACUUUCCUUAGAUGAAGCUAAACAAGUUGUUGCCAAGUUUGAUAAAGAUCAUGAAGGCAAUAUCCAGAUAGAGGAUCUAAUUGACAAGCUGUUGGCAAUAGCACCGACUUGACACACCAUACACGGUUAUAAAAAUACUUUUGUUGACAAUAUACCAAAGUAUAUAAACAUUACGUUUUGUUUUGGUGUGUUUUCAUUUAUUAUUAAUUACUCUGUAAAUUGAAAUAAAUAUAAUUAUAAAAGUC
Mercenaria mercenaria is the source of this 711-nucleotide messenger RNA. Its product is annotated as calcium vector protein-like. Gene Ontology annotation, cellular component: myosin II complex. Gene Ontology annotation, molecular function: calcium ion binding. The transcript is spliced from 6 exons. Lineage: Eukaryota; Metazoa; Mollusca; Bivalvia; Venerida; Veneridae. Bases 117 to 578 code for a protein of 153 amino acids. The record is from RefSeq and is a predicted model, not a curated record.